This is a messenger RNA of Micromonas commoda, 1660 nucleotides long. RefSeq lists its product with no specific name. The coding region runs from base 52 to 1590 and encodes 512 amino acids. The transcript has a single exon. The record is from RefSeq and is a predicted model, not a curated record. Gene Ontology annotation, cellular component: cytoplasm. NCBI's taxonomy places the organism in Eukaryota, Viridiplantae, Chlorophyta, Mamiellophyceae, Mamiellales, Mamiellaceae.
CCGAACGCCAAGAGCGUGGCGUUCAUCGGGACAGGCGUCAUUGCCGAGGCCAUGGCGCGAGCAACUGCGACCGUGCACGGCUUUGAGGAGGCCUUUGCCUUCGCCAGGUCGCCUCAGAAGUCCUCUACCUUCUGCAAGAAGAUGUCAAAGGAACUCGGAUACCCCUUCUACGCGUGCGCCACCGCUGAGGAUGCCGUGCGAAACGCUGAUGUUGUAUUCACCCAAACGCCGGGAGGUGAGUGGGUGCUGGAGGAGGAAUGGCUCAGACCUCACGCCACCAUCAUUGCCUCCGGUUCGGAUCAGCCCACCAAGAACGAGCUCCCUCCUUCCGUGAUGGCGAAGGCUAAGUUUGUCACCGACAUCACGGCUCAGUGCUCAAGGGUUGGCGAGCUUCGCAGCGCAAUUGAAGCUGGCCUCAUGACUGCUGACGACGUGCACGCAGAAAUUGGACAGAUAAUCAAUGGCGAAAAGCCGGGCAGGGUCGGGAACGAACUCAUCGUGUGCGAUCUCACCGGCACCGGCGCUCAGGACGCCGCCAUCGGGUCCUACGUCAUGAAGGCUCUCGAUGGCGUGGUUCCGGGCGCCAUGCCGCCCGUGUUUGACGCCAACAAGCCGAGGCUGCCUGCGCCCAAGCUAUACGAUUAUGACACCAUCAAGUCCAGCGUGGCGCCAAGCCGGGAGCUCACUGAAUCUGUGGAGGAUGCCUUCUCCCAGCUCGCCAACGGCAGAGUGGAUGUGCCCCUCCCCAUGCACAUCGGUAUCGCCGAGACUCCCGAGGCUGGACCCGGUGACUGCCACAUCAAGGGCGGGUACAUCGAGGGCGCGCCGACGUGGACUGUGAAGCUGGCCAACGUGAGCUUCUACAACAAUGUGAAGAAGGGUCUGCCUGCGGGUUCGGGCGUGUUCGUGGUGUGUGACGCUACGAAUGGCGGGCCGAAGGCUGUGCUGCACGAGAACAGGUACCUGACGGAUCUCAGGACCGGAGCCGCGGGAGCGGUAGCAGUCAAGCACCUCGCCAUAAAGGAUGCCAAGAGCGUGGCGUUCAUCGGGACAGGCGUCAUUGCCGAGGCCAUGGCGCGCAGCUCUGCCACCGUGCACGGCUUCGAGCAGGGGUACGGUUACUCACGUGACAUGACAAAGAACAGCGCUUUCUGCGACAAGAUGUCCGCCGAGCUCGGUUACGCCUUCACCCCGUGCUCCAGCGCGGAGGAGGCUGUGAGAAAUGCUGAUGUUGUGUUCACCCAGACCCCAGGCGGCGAGUGGGUGCUGGACCUGAAGUGGCUCAAGCCCCACGCGCUCAUCGUCGCGUCCGGGUCCGACCAGCCCACCAAGAACGAGAUCCCCCCGGCGGUGAUGAAAAAAGCCAGGGUAGUGACCGACAUCACCGCGCAGUGCCUCCGCGUGGGCGAGCUGAGGAGUGCGGUUGCGGCCGGCGUGAUGAAGGAGACGGAUGUUCACGCCCAGCUCGGUGAGGUAAUCAAUGGCACAAAGAAGGGUCGCACCGGAAAGGAACUCAUCGUGUGCGAUCUCACCGGCACUGGCGCGCAGGAUGCCGCCAUCGGCUCCUACGUCAUGAAGGUGCUCGAUUAAAGAGGCAAGACCUGUGACGUGGACGAAUACUCCCUGCAUUUGUUGUAACUGACACUUUAUCAUUCACUUG